Molecule: messenger RNA, 1694 nt
Organism: Lathyrus oleraceus (garden pea)
Lineage: Eukaryota; Viridiplantae; Streptophyta; Magnoliopsida; Fabales; Fabaceae
Product: UV-B-induced protein At3g17800, chloroplastic
Exons: 4
Coding region: 173-1429 (418 amino acids)
Source: RefSeq, a predicted model, not a curated record
AAUUAAAAUAAUGUAAUAAGUUCCGACCAUUAUUUUGGAUUUUUGUUUUAUUUUAUUCCCUCGACUGUUACUGUGACACCGUUUCAGCUUUCUCUCUCUAAAAACUCCAUCACUUUCUCUCUCUAGGGUUUCAUCGUUCAUAUAUUAUCUCUGCUAUUUCCCCAAGUCGAAAAUGGAAGCGACGCGAACAACGUUAAGCUUAACGGCAACUGUUCUUCCUUCAUCCUCCCGUCUGUCUAAGCCGUCAAUAUUCGCCGGAAGAUCUACCGUAUCGCUUUUCCGUUCCAAUUUACCGUUCUCCUGCAAGCUGAAUACUUCUGUACCUGUCUCUAAGCAAGGCCACGGGAGGAAGCUCUCUGUUGGAAGUAGAAGGGGUUUUGUAGUUAGAGCCACAUCAUCCUCUGCGGAGUCAUCUGGAUCAAGCUCUAAUAUUGCCCCACUGAAGCUGGAGUCUCCGAUCGGACAGUUUCUCUCUCAGAUUUUGGUUUGUCACCCACAUCUGAUGUCUGCUGCAGUAGAGCGGCAGCUAGAGAUAUUCCAAACUGAUCGUGAUGGUGAUAAACAAAAGGAAAAGCCUUCUGCUUCAAGAACUGACUUAGUUUUGUACAGACGAAUUGCUGAGGUUAAAGAAAAAGAGAGAAGAAAAGCUAUAGAAGAAAUAUUGUACACAUUGGUCGUACAGAAAUUUAUGGAUGCUGAUGUUUCUUUAGUACCCUCCUUAGAGCCACAUCCUUCCGGUCAAGUUGAUUCAUGGUCUAGCGAAGAUGGAAAGCUUGAGCAGCUUCACUCGCCUGAAGCCUAUGAAAUGAUCCAAAGCCACUUGGCUCUCCUUCUUGGUAAUCGAUUAGGCGAUUCGACAUCCGUAGCUCAGAUCAGCAAACUCAGGGUAGGACAGGUCUACGCAGCAUCAGUAAUGUACGGAUACUUUCUUAAGCGUGUUGUCCAAAGGUUCCAGCUGGAGAAGACAAUAAAAAUUCUACCUGAUGAAGCAGAAGAGAAUAAUAUUAGCAGAUCUACGGAAGACAAUACAAGAAUAGCAGGUUUUGAGGUCCCUUCUCAAUUUACACCCCACCCCGAAGUCCCUGCAUGGUCUGACAGUGGAAUCGGUUCGGGUGCAUUUAAUCAAGAGAUAACAGUGUCUAGAUUGCGCUCCUAUAUGAUGUCAUUGGAUAUUGAGACAUUACAAAGAUAUGCAACAAUUAGAUCCAAAGAGUCUGUCAGCAUUAUCGAGAACCAUACAGAAGCAUUGUUUGGAAGACCAGAAAUUGCUAUAACACCAGAGGGAAAAAUCAAUUCUUCAAAAGAUGAAAUCAUCAAAAUUAGCAUUGGUGGUUUGAAAAGACUUGUUUUAGAAGCUGUUACCUUUGGUACUUUUCUUUGGGAUGUUGAAAGCUAUGUUGACUCAAGGUACCAUUUUGUACUAAACUGAGUUCUCCAAAGGGAAAAAGUUCUUAUUGCUUGGUACUGAGUACUGACCAAUUUUUAUUGGCACAAUUGAAGUUCAAACGCUUUUCACAUAUUGGUGUUUGUAUAUAGUGGAUUUGGCUUUCACUGAGAAUGAAAAGUUUCUACAAGUCAGAUAUUAGCUGUUUAUUUGUUUAGUUUUGUUAUCACAUCAAAUCCUUACGAAUAAAUUACUUUAUAACUGUCACAUUGUAUCGCUGAUAAAUAAUAUUUCAUUGCAUUCACUCUUA